Messenger RNA from Coccinella septempunctata (seven-spotted ladybird), 682 nucleotides. RefSeq lists its product as uncharacterized. The record is from RefSeq and is a predicted model, not a curated record. Lineage: Eukaryota; Metazoa; Arthropoda; Insecta; Coleoptera; Coccinellidae. The transcript is spliced from 3 exons. The coding region runs from base 123 to 674 and encodes 183 amino acids.
GUAAGCUAUGGCCAACAUUACAGCAAACAAAUAUUCGAUAUGGACUUAUCAAAGCAGUUCAAAAUUUAUACACGGACGCAAAGACAAGGAUCAAAGUGGGAAACUUAGAGCAAGCUCUCAAAAUGUGGAAGAAAAAAUGUAGUGGCAUGGGAAUCCCUCUUAAUGAUGAAACAACAUUAUACACGCUCUGCUUUGCAGACGAUCAAAUCCUGAUAGCACAAGAUCAAGACGACUUGAACUAUAUGACGAGAAAAUUAGUAGAGGAAUACAAGAAAUGGGGCCUCGAAGUGAACGUUAAAAAGACGGAAUCUAUGUGUAUUGGAGGGACACCACAGAACAUCACAUUAGAGGAUGGAACACAAAUUUCUCAUUGCACCGAAUAUAGAUACCUUGGUAUGAAGCUGACGCAUGAUGGGACACUGGACGCUGCUAUAAAGGACAGGAAUGUUCAAGGGAGAAAGGCGAUAUCCAUGAUGAAUGGCAUCCUGUGGGAUCAAUCAAUAUCCAAAAGCUUAACAUGGACGCCACGAGGCAGAAGGAGAAGAGGUCGACCAAGGAAGAGCUGGAGAGAGGGGAUCGAAAAGGAAAUGGAGGAAAGAGAGCUCCCCGAAAACCUAUGGUUGAAUAGAGAGGAAUGGCGGUUAGGAGUCGGAAAGCGUCGGAGAACGCUCUAAAACCGAUA